AUUUUUCUAUUUCACUGACAAAUUGCGUGUUUUCUUGCGUGGGUCUGUCUUUAUCUGGUUGUUUCUUCGAGCUGUUUGUUGAGAAAUUCGGGUUAUUUCAAAGUUAGAAUUUUGGUUUUGGUGGUGGAAAUGAACAAAUCACUAUUACCAUUGCAAAGUAAUUGUGGACGUCAGAAGAAUGUGAUUGGGAAGGAAGCUUUAGUCAAACUAUUGAGAUGGCAUUUUGGACAUUCUGAUUUCAGGGGGAAGCAAUUGGAAGCUAUUGAAGCUGUUUUAUCAGGAAGGGAUUGCUUUUGCCUCAUGCCAACUGGUGGAGGGAAGUCCAUGUGCUAUCAGGUCCCCGCUUUGACAAAACCAGGAAUUGUGCUUGUCGUUAGUCCUUUGAUAGCUCUCAUGGAAAAUCAAGUUUCAACAUUGAAAGAAAAAGGGAUUCCUGCUGAAUUUCUUUCUUCAACCCAGACAGUUCAAGUGAAAAACAAGAUAUACGAGGACCUCGAAUCUGGGAAGCCAGCUGUAAGGUUACUGUACGUGACACCAGAACUAAUUGCAACAUCUGGAUUUAUGUCAAAACUGACAAAGAUUCAUGCCAGAGGAUUGUUAAAUCUCAUUGCCAUUGAUGAGGCACAUUGCAUCUCUUCUUGGGGACAUGACUUCAGGCCUAGCUAUCGGAAGCUUUCUUUACUGAGAAGUCAUUUCCCAAAUGUACCAGUAUUGGCUUUGACAGCAACUGCUGCUCCUAAAGUUCAGAAAGAUGUGAUAGAAUCACUGAAUUUGCAAAACCCUCUAGUCCUGAAAUCAUCAUUCAACCGGCCAAAUAUCUAUUAUGAAGUUCGCUAUAAAGACCUUUUGGAUGAUCCAUAUGCUGACGUGUGUAAAUUACUAAAAUCUUGUGGAAACGUGUGCGCCAUUAUUUAUUGCCUGGAACGUACUAUGUGUGAUGAUCUUGCGAUCCAACUAACCCGCAGUGGCAUUUCUUGUGCUGCAUAUCAUGCUGGGCUGAAUAAUAAAAUGCGGAGCUCUGUCUUGGAUGAUUGGAUUUCUUCAAAAAUACAAGUGGUUGUUGCAACUGUAGCUUUUGGGAUGGGUAUAGAUAGAAAGGAUGUCAGAGUGGUCUGUCACUUCAAUAUUCCCAAAUCAAUGGAAGGCUUCUAUCAAGAGUCAGGUAGAGCUGGACGCGAUCAGUUGCCUUCCAGAAGUGUACUGUAUUAUGGAGUGGACGACCGUAGGAAAAUGGAGUUUAUUUUAAGCAAUACUAAAAGGAAAAAGGAUGAGUCCUCAAGCUUGCAAGAUAAAUCUUCGAAGAAGUCCCUGGACGACUUCAAACAGAUGGUUGAGUAUUGUGAAGGGUCUGGUUGUCGUAGGAAAAUGAUACUUGAGAACUUUGGAGAGAUGGUACCUGAUUCUUUAUGUGAAAAAUCAUGUGAUGUGUGCAAGCAUCCUAAUCUAGUUACAAGUAACUUGGAGCAACUUAAAACUGCAACUGCUUUUCGGCAGAGAACUGGAUCUUCAAGAAUAUAUAUGACCAGUGGUUCAAGUCUCAAUGCCGGAGAACAAUUGUCAGAAUUUUGGAACCGUGAUGAUGAAGCAAGUGGAUCAGAAGAAGAUAUAUCUGAAUCUGAUGAUGCUUUGGAUGCUGCAAAGAAUGCCGCUUCAUCAAAAACAUCCGCAAAGCUCAGGCUGCAAGAUAAAAUGGAUUUGCUGCAGCGUGCAGAAGAGAACUAUUAUCAGAACAAAAGCCAUGACAAGCAGGUCAAUAAACUUGACAAGAAUGCCAUACCUGAAACACUCAGGGAAGCUGGCAAGCAGAGAUUGCUGAAUGCAAUAAAGCAAAACCAGCAGAUGGUCAACGAUUCGAGGAUUGACAUUGAUAAAUCCGUAGUUUUUCUUGAAAAUGAAUGUUAUAAGAAGUAUGGCAAAAGUGGAAAGUCUUUCUAUUUAUCACAAAUGGCAAGUACAGCUAGGUGGCUUUCUACAGCAGGUCCUAUGGAAUUGGUGAAUAAGCUCAGCAGUUCUAGUACUGCUCCUCCUCCUGAGAAUGUAACAUCCAUAGCCGACUGCACUCCAGCAUCAUCAAAUCUUUCGGUGCCUGCAAAGGCUAAUCACGAAGAAGUUCAUGACAACGCUGGACCACAAGAUCCAAUAAGUUCACCAGCCUCACCCAUACAUGGAUCUGCAAGUGCAAAGUUACCACCCAUCCUGUCUUUCUCUCAGUUUAUCAACAGCGGGAAGGCAAAGGAGAACCUUGCAUCUGCAUCAAAGAGGCAAUCACCCGAUAGAGGUAAAAAUAAGUUAGAGAAGAGGAUGAGAUUUCAAUAGGAUUUUGAUUCUUGAGAAAUCUGACUGCAGAUUUUUGGCAAAGGAAAUCCCUGUAUAUUAGCACAAUUUUAGUGAGUGUUGUCAUGGUAUAAAAAUUCUAAACGAAUUUCUCUACUUUAAGCUAACAUUGAAAACCUUUUUGCUUGUUAAAAACAACAUAAAAAAUUCCUAA
Messenger RNA from Solanum tuberosum (potato), 2488 nucleotides. Its product is annotated as ATP-dependent DNA helicase Q-like 3. Gene Ontology annotation, biological process: double-strand break repair via homologous recombination. The record is from RefSeq and is a predicted model, not a curated record. Gene Ontology annotation, cellular component: chromosome; cytoplasm. The coding region runs from base 130 to 2316 and encodes 728 amino acids. The transcript has 20 exons. Lineage: Eukaryota; Viridiplantae; Streptophyta; Magnoliopsida; Solanales; Solanaceae. Gene Ontology annotation, molecular function: nucleic acid binding; 3'-5' DNA helicase activity; four-way junction helicase activity.